GAAUAGUAGCGUUUACAAAGUAUAUGUGUCUGUCUUACUGAAAUCAGGCCCGGUGUUUUCUUCGGUACACGGCUAUGAUCUGCCUCUUAUUGGUUGCAGGCCACAACACCGUUCUUGAGACCCAGAUCAAGAAUGAUGGCACAGGUCUGUACAGCCACCUAGUAGGGGUACCCAAAGCCCUGCUUCCUGGGGUUGGAGGGAAGAAGAUCCUAGAUUUUUGGUGGGAGACUGUCAACACGCGCCAGUUGUUCAGUGAAGUCUAUCUGGUCACAAAUGCAGAUAAGUACAAACACUAUGAACGCUGGGCAACAGCCAAUGACUUCCCAGUGGAAAAUGUGGUUAACGACGGCAGCACCACGCUCGAGGGAUGCCUCGGGGCUGUGGCUGACCUGGAGCUGGCCAUCCGUAGCCGGAAGCUGCAGGAUGACAUCAUGGUGAUUGCAGGAGACAUGCUCUGCGCAGACCAGAACUUUGACAUUGCUCAAGUCCUUCGCUUUUUCAGGUCCAAGCCUGGUGAGCUGGCCAUAUUCUAUGAGCUCGAGGAGGGAGAGAGGACCUCAUCAAGAGGCAUUGUGGAAGUGUGUCCUGAGACCCACAGGAUCACACAGUUUCUGGAGAAGCCGCAGGAGGGCCUGACAGUGUCCCGGCUGGCCAGCGUGGUGUUUUACUGCCUGCGCAAGGCCACUCUGCCAUACCUCUCCGACUUCCUCUCUCUGUGUCCGCGCGCCCAGGACAGGACGUUUGGGAAAUUCUGGGAAUGGCUCAUCAAUGAGCAGAAGCUGCCAGUGUUUGGCAUGAAGUUGCCCACAGGUUUCCAGCUCAUCGGACAGGUGGGGCUCUCAGACUACAACAAGUGGCUCACUCACUACUCUGCCAAGCAGCAGGAGUUGCCUGGCAAGCCCAUUGUCUGCCGAUCAUAUGCCAGAGUUGGGCUGAUGGGGAAUCCCUCUGAUGGCUUUCAUGGUAAGACCAUUGCCAUGACAAUCUCCAACUUCUGGGCUGAGGUCACUCUGACAGAGAGCCAGACCCUGGUCCUUCUGCCUCACCCCCUCAAUGACCCCACGGAGUUUGGAAGCUUGCAGGAUCUGUUCUGCAUAAGCCGCAAGGAAGGGUACUUGGGAGGUCUGAGACUGCUGCAGGCCACCUGUAAGAAAUUUUACCAGUUCUGCUCCAAACAAGGUAUCGCUCUGACAAAGCAGAACUUCACUCUGAAGUACGACACCAAUAUCCCACGGCAGGUGGGCCUUGCUGGAAGUAGUGCAAUUGUGUCUGCUACUCUGAAGUGCCUGAUGAAGUUCUACAACCUAACAGACACCGACCUCCCCAAACCCAUCCGAGCUAACUUCAUCCUCAGCGUGGAGACCGAUGAGCUCUUUAUCACAGCUGGUCUGCAGGACAGGGUGGUGCAGGUCUAUGAAGGGUUGGUGUAUAUGGAUUUCAGCAAGGAGCUCAUGGAUGAAAAUGGCUAUGGAGAAUACAUUCCCAUGGACAUUAGCCGUAUCCCUUCGCUUUGGCUAGCCUACUUGAACGACCCCAGCGACUCUGGCAGGAUCCACAGCAAUGUGCGUCAGCGCUGGUUGAACGGAGACCCUGAUGUUGUCCAGGCCAUGAAGUCUUUCGCUGAGCUCACAGACCAGGCCAGGACGGCCUUACAGAGUGGGGACUGGCACAGGCUGGCUCAGCUGAUGGACCAGAACUUUGAGCUGAGACGCUCAGUAUACACUGAUGAAUGUUUGGGUCCUGGAAAUCUCAGGAUGGUCGAACUUGCAAGACAGUUUGGCUCUGCAGUUAAGCUGCCUGGCAGUGGUGGAGCUGUGGUGGGGCUAUGUUUGGACACUGACAAACUGGUGGAGCUGAAGAAAGCUUUCCAGGAGGCUGGCUGUGUCUUCUGUGAGAUAGUGCCUUACAACCCUCUCUGCACCAGUGCACACAACUGAGGCACAUAGUGGCUACUCGGUACACUUGUGGGGCUCCUCCAUUAUACAACAAGAAAACAGGCCUGACAGUGAAAGGAUCAUUUGUACAUGUUUCAUGUGCCCUUCAUUUGAACUGUCUCUGUAUUUUCUCGCAGUAAGUGGACGGCAGACUUACCACAAUGUGCUUUUUAGAGCUUUGAUUCCCACAAACUGGUAAAGAAAAUCAAAUGCCGUUAAACUGAAAUAUAGCUAGAGUCGCUAUUUUGAAAUUAUAAUUAAAAGUCAUUGAUACCAUAUCUUCCUCAGGUUCUUUGUGAGCUAGAAAUACACCCAAUAACUACCAGUCUGUGGUUGCAACCUUUUUGUUAUCAUUAAGGCUUGAAAACAAUUUUUUAUUGCAGUUUCACCCACCUGCCAGUAUUUUUGGUUGGACGCAGGCCAGCAUUUUAAAGGUACCAUGGCAUUUUAUCAUUUUGUUGGUAUGGCUUAUUUUUAAAACAAGCAAGGCAGUGUAUGGUAUCGAGAAGGGGUUAUUUAAACCACAGCUGCAAGAUCCCAUUCCAUUAGGGCAACUUCAGUAGUCUUUGUAAGACAUUCCCUUGCUGUGGUUUAAUUAAAUCUGUAUUAAUACAGUACUUGUUUGACAACAAACAUGACUUUUGUCUGUUGUUCAAUUAAUGGAGGAAUGAGCUGACAUUAAUUUCCUCUCAUUUGACAUACAUCUUGUUAAGAAAGGGGGACAUUUAAAGCUGCAUACCUAUUUACAAUGGGGCAGUGUCUGUCUGUCUG
This is a messenger RNA of Megalops cyprinoides (Indo-Pacific tarpon), 2705 nucleotides long. Its product is annotated as glucuronokinase with putative uridyl pyrophosphorylase. Gene Ontology annotation, biological process: biosynthetic process. Bases 75 to 1937 code for a protein of 620 amino acids. The record is from RefSeq and is a predicted model, not a curated record. Gene Ontology annotation, molecular function: glucuronokinase activity; ATP binding. The transcript has 23 exons. Lineage: Eukaryota; Metazoa; Chordata; Actinopteri; Elopiformes; Megalopidae.